This is a messenger RNA of Rotaria sordida, 2268 nucleotides long. NCBI's taxonomy places the organism in Eukaryota, Metazoa, Rotifera, Eurotatoria, Philodinida, Philodinidae. The record is from the annotation of a GenBank genome assembly.
AUGCAUGAAUCAUCAAAAAUAAAAUUAUUUGAUGCAACGUCACUUAUUAGAUGGAUUAGUUCAAAUGUUGAUAUUCCAAAUGGCUUACAAUUACUUAUGAUUGAUCUCAAUGGAAAUGUUACUAUUGAUGAUGAAUUACUUUAUAAACAAUUUUCCAAUCCAAAACGUGAUGUAGAACAACAAAAAGAUACAAUUUCGAUUUUAAAAUGGAUUAGUCGUAUUGUAUUACGCUUAGCAAGUGAUUGUUCAAUAUCAUCAAAAUCAGAUCGUUCAAUAGAAUUUGAAUCAUUUAAUGAUUUUCUUAAACAAUUUCAUACUGUUUCAACUGAUGAUCGAUCGACAUUAUCUGAUGAUGAUGAAGGAAUUAGUAGUGAUGACCUUGAUGAUGAAGAUAUUAGUCGAAAAGCUAUUCAUCGAGCUUUAAUGAAAUGUAUCGAUUAUAUAACAUCAUUUUCAAUGACUAAUUCUUCAAAUAAUGAUGAAAUUAAAAUAAAUACAAGAGAAAUGCAAGAUUUUGAAAACAAUUCUAUUGCACUUUAUAAUCAAGAAAUUAUUCAAAUUCUUUGCAGUGAUACAUUAGAAUUAGAGAUUGAAUUAGCACGUGAUCUUCGACAAUCAUCAUUUGAAUUAUCAUCAACGUUAACAACACAACCUCUUUCACAUGAUAAUAGAUUUUAUUCAGUUUGGGCAGCCUUAUGGCGUAAUGUAACUCUUGAAUAUUUACAAUUUAAUGAUCAAAAUCAAUUAAGAAAAGUUUCAUUAGAUAAUUAUGGUAAUUUAAAUAAUUCAAUGAAUGAAAAUCGUCGAUGGUCAACAAGAGAAAAUGAUCGUGUCCUUGAUGAAAUAGCUAAACAACAAAAAAAUUUAAGAAAAACAAUUCAAUUAAAUCGAAAAGACGAAUUCGAUCAUAUUUGUUUACAUGAUAAAUUAAUGUCAGAAAUAAAACAAAAACGUAUUUUAAAACCAAUUGGAAAUCAAUCAUUGAAUUCAACAACAAGUUUAGAUUCAUCUCGAAAACGAAUACGUCCUGUUAAAGAUUUAAUGGAUAGUGAUAUCAGUUCUGAUGAUGAUGAUGAACAACGAGAUGAAUAUGGUCGAAAACGAGUAGCCGUUAUUGACUGUCUUCUUGAAUCAUCAUCUCCAUCGUCACCUGAAGAUAUAAUAGAUACUAAAACAAAAAACAAAUAUAAACGUGUAAGUGAAAAUGGUGAUGAUUAUGUGGAUUUAACUAUGGAUGCUUUAACUUUAAUGAAAACUAAUAAUAAUACUAAAUCAUUAUCAAAAAAAAAAAAUUAUACACACAUAGAACCUUUUGAAUUAGAACAUAUAUCUAUGGAAGAAAUAAUUCGGCUUAUGAAAGAUAAUUCAAAUACAUUAUCAUUAACGUUUGAUGAAUUUUGUCAUAUUCGAAAUGUAAUUACACGAGCUGAAUUAGAAACUUUAUUAUUUGAUGAAAAACUAUAUUCUGAAGUUGCUCAGGGGAAGUUAUGUUUUAAUUGUCGAAAAAUACAUUUUAAUCUAUUGACAUUCACAUUUGGUAUUCAAUGUAAUGUUUGCAAACAAAAAGUUUGUCGAAAUUGUGUUACACGAAUUGCUUUGCCACAAGAAAAAUUAAAUGAUGUACCAAUUCAUACAUUUACUCCAUUAGCAUGUCCACCAUCUUUAUUAAAUUCAGAUAGAUCUUAUUCACUUGAUAAUCAAUCUCCUCUUACACCAGUAAUGAAUGAUGUAUUAAAUGAUUUAACACAUGAUGAAUCUGAAUCUCGUCGUAGUUCAACUCCAGCUAAUGUUCAUCAUAUUUCGAAUUUAAAUAAUUGGCAUACAAAACCAAUUGAUAUAUGUACAGAUUGUUUUUUUCUUUUACAACAAAUAAGAAAGAAAGCACGACAACGUCAUGUUAAUCGACCAAUAGUCCCAUCAAAAUCAUCAUCAUUUAAUCGUUCACAUUAUUCAUCAUCAUGUUCACCAUCAACUUAUAAUCUUUCAUCAUCAUCAUCUGCAUCUUCUAUUGCUGCUCUAUUAGCUCAAAAACAACAACAACAACAACAGCAACAAUGUUCAUUAAUACCAAAAUCAAAUUCUAUUCAAUCAAAUUUAAAACAAGCAAAAUCAGUACAAGAAUUAUCAGGAAAUAAUGAUCCACUACAAACAUUAACAACAAUAGGUGCAACUGGUGGCACACCAAAAGUUAGUUUAUCACGACGUCAUCUCUUCCUUAAACUUCAGCCAGCAUAUGAUGGAAAAUUAAAUAAUAUUAAAACUGGUUAA